AUGCCUUUAUUUCAACUCAUUGUUUUAGGUGAUGUAAGAGUAAGGAGUCGAACAGGAUUUGAACCUGAAAGAAGAGGAUCUCAUCCGUAUAUUGAUUUUCGCAUUUUACAUUCACUUUCCGAAACAGAAGGAUCUGUGUCAGCAAGAAAUGCACGGAGGUUAUUGAGUUUCCAGAGAUACCUGAGGUCUUCUCGAUUCUUUCGGGGUAAUAGUCCUCAGAACUCAUAUUGUGUUUUAGAUGAUGAUUACAAUGGUCAAGCCAAGUGCAUGCUAGAAAAAGUUGGAAGCUGGAAUUUUGAUAUCUUUUUAUUUGAUAGAUUAACCAAUGGAAAUAGCCUCAUAAAACUGGUGUUUCAUGUAUUUAAUACAUAUGGAUUAAUAGAACAUUUCCGCUUAGAUAUGAUCAAACUGCAUAGAUUUUUAGUACUUAUUCAGGAAGACUACCAUAGCCAAAAUCCUUAUCAUAAUGCAGUUCAUGCUGCAGAUGUAACUCAGGCUAUGCACUGUUUCCUUCAAGAAUCCAAGCUUGCCAGGUCCAUGACUCAGUGGGAUGUGUUGCUGGGUUUGUUAGCAGCUGCUACACAUGAUUUGGACCACCCAGGUGUGAAUCAGCCUUUCCUUAUUAAAACUAAACAUUAUUUAGCAACUUUAUACAAGAAUACCUCAGUAUUAGAAAACCAUCACUGGAGAUCAGCAGUGGGCAUACUUCGUGAGACAGGGUUAUUUUCCCAUCUUGGAACUACACAAAGGCAAGAAAUGGAGAGACAGUUAGGCUCCCUAAUAUUAGCCACGGAUAUAAGUCGUCAGAAUGAGUAUCUCUCUCAGUUCAGAGAACAUCUGGAUAAUGAAGACUUGUCUUUGGAAAAUUCAGCUCACAGACAUUUGGUUUUACAGAUGGCUUUAAAGUGUGCUGAUGUUUGCAAUCCAUGCCGAACCUGGGAACUGAGCAAGCAGUGGAGUGAAAAAAUUACAGAGGAGUUCUUCCAUCAAGGAGACAUUGAAAGAAAACAUAAGCUGGCUAUCAGCCCGCUGUGUGACCGAGAUAGAGAAAACAUUGCCAGUAUCCAAAUAGGUUUUAUAACUUUUUUAGUUGAGCCACUGUUUGUGGAGUGGGCACGGUUUGCAGACACUCGGCUAUCGCAGACAAUGCUGUGUCACCUUGGACUAAAUAAAGCCAGCUGGAAAGGAGUGCUGCAAGGGCAGUUGGACAGUGGAAGUGAAACAGAUACUGUAGUGGAAGAGCCAGAUUCCCAAUGUUUACCUCAGGAAAGCCAUAAAGUAUGAUGAUAAAGAAAUUAGUAACCAACCUGUUUAGCCUGCCCUUGGCAGAAUGACAAAUUUACUGAUACUUCCAAAAGUGCAUGUCUGGAAUAGUGCUAUUUAUUUCCAUGAAUUUGUUUUGGAAUACAACUCUAUGUUCCUGUUUCCUAGUCCAUGAACAAACAGCAACAUGAAGAUGCCUACACUGGAUUGUCAUAAUCUUAUGCAGCAAUGGAGAGAGCCAUGAUGACACAGUUGGAAGGAAAAGCAAAACAACAGACUGAAUUGUUAUAAAAAAGUGCCAUGUGGAAAUUCCAUUUUAGUGAAAGUUCAGUAGAAGUUGAUUUUACAUACAAGUAAUCUUCAGAAGAAGGGACUCCUUUUUUUCACAAAGUAAACAAAAUUUGUUACACCAUUCAAAGUAUUCUUCCUUAUGUUGUUAAUAACAAAAUGUGAAAAAAAAAAACACUCCAUUGCUGCCUUCAGCAGGAUUCAUUGUUUACAAAUCUAGCCUUUAACUAUUUUGGUUCUGAUCAUUGCCUUCUGGCUCUUUUGUGAAGGAACCACUUAAUACAUUUGCUUACUUUUUUUCUAACAAAAACGAAAAAGACUGUAUGGCCUAUUUUAUUAUUAAUUUAAAGUUUUAUGUUCACAUUGAUUUUAUGCACUGUGAAAUCUUAUAAUAUUUCAAUAAUAUUUCAAAAAAUCUACCCGUUACUUCUGUACAGUUUAAUUCAUUUUAUACUUUCUAUAGUUCAUUUUAAAAAAAUGCUACAGGAAACAGUGUUAUGGGUAUUUUUCAUGAGCUGAUGCAUGAUUUUUUUUUUUUUUUGCUUGUGUACCCCUUACUGUACCUUCAUUAAAGAAGGCAAAAUGUAGACACGCUAAUCAGCUCAGGGUACUUCUGAAUCUAAAAAAUAGAUUAGGGAGGAAUACAGUGUGUCUAAAAACUACCCACUCCUUCCUUACGGUGUAAUAAAAUAACCAUUGAUUUUUUUUUUUUGUAUCAUCAGCUGUCACAUUGAAAAGAAAUUGUAGUUCAUUUCUACAAAUGCCUUAAAACUAUGCACAAAGCUGUGACCAAACCUGUUAUUUUGAUUAAAAAGUGUAUUGUUAUUGUCCAAAUCCUUUCCAUAGGCUUCAGAUACAAAUCAAAAUUUGUAGGGCACAUUAUUUAGAUUAUUUUUAAACAUAACAUUUUAUAUUUAUUUUAAAUUGUUUUGAUUGCAUACUUUAGGCAUGACUGUAUUUUUCCUACAAUCAACUGGUGCUUUCUAAUUUUAUUCCAUUUGUAUUUCCGUUCUGGUAGCAAAAGACUGUUUAUUAAUUCUGUUUACAGUUUGUCAAAACAGCCUGUUCUGAGACAAGGUUUCUGUGUAAAGCCAUUUGUAAAAGCUUUGGCAUAACUCAUUUUGAUACAUGCCUGUUAAGGUUUAAAUUUUAAAGAAUAAAUAAAAAAAAAGUUUGCAAAAUAA
Protopterus annectens (West African lungfish) is the source of this 2735-nucleotide messenger RNA. It is a transcript of the gene PDE7A, whose product is annotated as phosphodiesterase 7A. The coding region runs from base 1 to 1284 and encodes 427 amino acids. Lineage: Eukaryota; Metazoa; Chordata; Ceratodontiformes; Protopteridae. The record is from RefSeq and is a predicted model, not a curated record. The transcript has 11 exons. Gene Ontology annotation, molecular function: 3',5'-cyclic-AMP phosphodiesterase activity.